Trichoderma citrinoviride is the source of this 1466-nucleotide messenger RNA. RefSeq names its product G-protein coupled receptor protein. Gene Ontology annotation, biological process: adenylate cyclase-activating G protein-coupled receptor signaling pathway; cell surface receptor signaling pathway. Gene Ontology annotation, molecular function: G protein-coupled receptor activity. NCBI's taxonomy places the organism in Eukaryota, Fungi, Ascomycota, Sordariomycetes, Hypocreales, Hypocreaceae. Bases 34 to 1383 code for a protein of 449 amino acids. The transcript is spliced from 3 exons. The record is from RefSeq and is a predicted model, not a curated record. Gene Ontology annotation, cellular component: plasma membrane.
ACUCGAAUCGCCGGAUAACGACGACUGCCCAAGAUGGGGACCCUCACCGCAGGCCAGCUGGAGACCAUCAGCAAUAUCGAGCGAGGCUGCUCAGUGGUUUCGCUCAUCGGAUGUGUCUUCAUCAUUAUAACAUUCUGCGCCUCGAGCUCGUUCCACAAGCCCAUCAACAGACUGGUGUUUUAUGCUUCAUUCGGCAACAUGAUGACGAAUGUGGGCACACUCAUGUCCAGAAGCUUUAUCAGCCAGCCGCACUCUCCCGCCUGCCAAUUGCAAGGGUUCCUCAUUCAGAUGUUCAUGCCUGCAGAUGCAUUCUGGACACUGGCCAUGGCGUUCAACGUCUAUCUGACCUUCUAUCACAAGUAUGACGCGAGAAAGCUGCGGCGAAUGGAGAUUCCCUAUCUCUUAUGCUGCUACGGCAUUCCCUUCAUUCCUGCGUUUGUAUACAUUUUCCUCAAGAACAAAGACGGCUUUCGAGCUUACGGCGAUGCUACCCUCUGGUGCUGGAUUACAACUGAGUGGGAUGUUUUCCGUAUUGCCACAUUUUACGGCCCCGUCUGGGUCGUCAUCUUUGCCACCUUUUUCAUCUACAUUCGAGCCGGACGAACCAUCUAUGAGAAGCACAAGCAGCUCAACGACUUUCACUCCUCCGAAGGCCUGUCUUCCAUCGACGUCAUCACCACGCUCAGGACAACCGAGGUGACGGUUACGACGUCAGAGGCCAUGCCGCAGAACCCUACAGACUUCCGCACACAUGCCGCUCCCUCCAUUUCCGAUCCGGAUGCCAACUACUCCGUGCACAUCUCAGCCAGCGCGCCCGCCGCGGGCGACAAGAUUGAACCCGUCAGACCCGUCGUCACAGAGACGGCCAAGAAGUCGAGAUUGGGGAGGAAGAAGGAGCCGACGGCACGACGACGAAACUACGAAAUCAACAACGCAGCAUGGGCUUACGCAAAGUGUUCGCUUCUCUUCUUCACGGCGCUGCUCGUUACGUGGAUCCCAUCGAGCGCCAACCGAGUCUACUCCGUCGUCAAGGCCCAAGAGAUCAACGCUCCCCUUGAGACCAUGAGUGCCUUUGUGCUUCCACUGCAAGGAUUCUGGAACGCUGCCAUUUACGCCGUAACAUCAUGGGAAGCAUGCAAGAGCUUUUGGGACGAUAUCAAGACUGGCAAACGGCCGGAGGUGAUGGAGCUGGUGGGAGGAGCGGAGCCGCAAGAGGAAACCAACAAACGCCACAGCCGAGGCAUCGCCAGUUUCAGGCCAGGAAACAGAUCAAAGGGCAUGGACUCGGAGAGUAUGACGGAGCUGGCCAACACCCGAACCCAUUCGGCAGACGCCCAUUCAUCGGUGGAGUCCCAUUCAGCGUAUGGACGAUCAAGCACAUGAUGACGACAAAGGUGGAAUGAGAGUUGUGUCGCUUCUUAUUCGGGUAUAUUGUUUAAUCGCCGCUCCGAGCGUGCUGCUCUGGA